Alternaria postmessia is the source of this 1566-nucleotide messenger RNA. RefSeq lists its product as uncharacterized. The coding region runs from base 1 to 1566 and encodes 521 amino acids. The record is from RefSeq and is a predicted model, not a curated record. NCBI's taxonomy places the organism in Eukaryota, Fungi, Ascomycota, Dothideomycetes, Pleosporales, Pleosporaceae. The transcript is spliced from 2 exons.
AUGGCAAUUCAUCCCUCCGAACUAGCUAUAGUUCAGCCUAAGGCUGUUCCCCAAGGUACACCAGAUUACGAAAAGAAACGAGCAUCAAUCCUCGAAGCCUUUGCGGCAAAAGUGCCUCCUGAACUACGCCUAUCUCCAAAAAUUACUGCCGAUCCACCAAAGGAUGUGUCUCAAAUACCAAUCACCUGCGGCAUACUUACACCAGCCGAGAUCAACAUCACUGAAAAGUACGAUGCAGUAGGCCUUGCUGAAGCCAUCGCCGCACGCAAGUUGUCAGCAGUCGAAGUAGCCACCGCAUUUUCAAAACGUGCUAUUAUCGCACACCAAAUGACAUGCUGCUUGACUCAAUGGUUCAUGGAUGAUGCGAUCAAGAGGGCACAAGAGCUGGACAAGUAUCUAGAAAAGAACGGAAAGACGAUCGGCCCUCUUCAUGGAGUUCCUAUCAGCAUCAAGGAACAUAUGCCCAUUGCUGGAACCUACUCAUCACAAGGCUCCUUGGCGAGUACCGUCUUCGACGAGAAAGACUGUCUGUUGGUGUCAAUGCUAAGAAGUAUGGGCGCGGUAUUCUACUGCAAGACCAACCAGCCUCAAACAAUCAUGCAUCUGGAAACGACAUCUCAUUACGGUCGAUCGCUGUGCCCUUUCAACAUUGAUCUCAGCGCAGGCGGCUCAUCUGGUGGCGAGGCUGCACUUGUUGCAAUGAAAGGCUCAGUUCUUGGUGUAGGCACGGACAUUGGCGGCAGUAUUAGAGGCCCUGCCGCUUUCUGCGGCAUCUAUGGUUACAAGUCGACAUCUUACAUGUUGCCGAUGAAAAACUUCCUCGGACAUGCAUUUUCUGCAGAACUCAAUAUUUUGUGUAGGCAAGUACGCCUGAAACCAUUGAGAAUCGGUGUCAUCGAGAACGACGGCUUCGUUGAUCCUCAGCCACCAGUAAAGCGCGCUAUAACAUGGGCUCGUGAGCGUCUCUCCGACCCUCAACAUUCGGAUGUUGUCCAAGUGAAGCCAUUCAAGCCCUAUAAGGCACAAGAAGCAUGGAAACAGAUCCGACGUAUGUACUGGCCAGGUGGCGGCAAACUAGCGAAAGAGGAUAUCAUGUCAACAGGCGAGCCAGUCCUACCGCUGAGCGACUGGAUAUGGAAAGACGCCGAACCUCACGGCAUGCUGCAUGCGGAAGAGGUCAACGAGUUACGUGCCGCUCGCGACAAGUUCCGUUAUGAGUUUGCCGACAGCUGGAAUGAGCAAGAAGUCGACAUUGUCAUCGGCCCUGCGUUUGUUGGGCCUGCCUCUGCGCAUGACACAGCGUUCUACUGGACAUAUACAAGCUUGUACAACUUUGUCGAUUACCCCGGGGUUGUUGUACCCACACCAAUCAAAGCUAAGAACAAGGAGAAUUAUGCCGCGGACUACAAACCAUUAAGCGAUGAGUGCAGGCAUACCAAAGAGCUGUGGGAGAGAUCAGAUUUUGAGGGGGCGCCAAUCAAUCUCCAGGUCAACGCCAGAAGGUACCACGACAACGACUUGUUUGGGGCACUGGCGGUCUUGAAGGAUAUCUUAGAUCUUCCUUAA